AUGGCUGGCACUAGCAGCAGCACGCUAAGCACCCAAGCUACCGGCAGCACACCCCGCCGCUCAAACGAGACCAUCCCAAACUUCUCCCGCCCCCACACACCGCGCUCGCAGACGGCCCCGCCCGAGCCACAGGACCUCUACCACCCAGCCGAGGUCACCGCCGGCACCACCGGCCCCGAGGGCGAACCCGUGCGGCUCGACAUUGCGCCAGUGAUACUAGCAACACCAUUAGUAGUGACAGAGCCUGAGCCCGAGCACACAACAAUAAUAACACCAGAAUCAAUACCGGGGCUCGCAAUCGCCGACCUCCCCCCAGCGUCAAUACCCGGCCUCGCCAUCGCCGAGCCCCCUGGCGACAUCCCCGGGAUCGCAAUGUCCGACCCCGACCCCGGCCCUGGCCCCGCAGACAUCGACACGCCACUCCCGCCGCGCCCAUCAAUAACGCAGCGCCCGCCCACCGCGGCGUCAACAACCAGCUCGACCUCCCCUCCGCCGCCGCACGCCCGCCGCGCCCGCAUCGCGAUCGUCGACGCCCCGCCGCCGCCGCCGACGCGCAACGGCGCCGACAGCAAGAGCAUCCGCUCGCAGAUCGCGCCGUCCAUCUGCUCGCCCGAGGACGAGGUGCUCAGCCUCAAGGUGCGGUCGCUCUACGACUCUGGCGUCGGCGGAAGCGACGCCGGCAGCCAAUUCUCGAAGCGCGUCAGCAGCAUCAUGGAGGAAGCGGGAAAGCGCGCGAGCCGGGUGUCGCGCAACUCAUUCGUGGGCAGCGGCGACGAGCGGUUUGCGGAGGAGGAGGAGGAGGCGGCGGAGGCGGCGGAGGAGGAGCAGAGGAUUAAGGAGGCGUUGGAGGCCGCGGCGAUCGAGGAGGAGGAGGCGGCGGAGGAGCAGAGGGAGUUGGAGAGGAGCGUGCAUUUGAGGGCCGGGGGGGCGGAGGAUUGGGAGGAUUUGAAUGGCAGCGACGUGGACAGCGUGGGGGUUUGCAUGUUUCCCACGUUUCUUGAUACGGCUUCAUCCACACCACCACCACCCGACACUCCGCCCCCGCCGGCACCGCGCCCCCCACCCCCCGCGUCUUCACCCCCCGCGCCGCGUCUCCACCGCCCUACACCUCCACUCCACCACCCCCAAAAACGGAGCCACCACCUGCACCUGCGCAUCUCGCCCUUUACGCACGCAGCGCCGGAGAUGCUGCGCUCGCCGCUCCCCGGCGCCACGGCGCUGCUGCGCGAGAAGGAGAACAACCGCGCCAAGAAGUGGCGUGAGAUGGCGGUCGUGCGCAAGAUGAGCGAGCGCGGGGACGAGGGCGGGAGGGGCGGCGGGUGCGAGUGGGGGUUUGUGACGGGCGAUCCGAAGCUGAUUAGUCGCACGUGGAAGGGGAUUCCGGAUUGCUGGAGGGCCGCGGCGUGGCAUGCGUUUUUGACGGCGAGUCGGAAGAGGAGGGGGAUUGGGAGGGGGGAUGGGGAGUUGGUGGAGAUGUAUGCGGAAUUCAUCACACGACCCUCAGCAGACGACGUUCAGAUCGAUCUUGACGUCCCUCGUACCAUAAACUCGCACAUCAUGUUCCGACGGCGGUAUCGAGGCGGGCAGCGGUUGCUCUUCCGGGUGCUACACGCACUGUCGCUGUACUUCCCGGCGAUGGGAUAUGUGCAAGGGAUGGCGAGUCUGGCGGCCACGCUGCUAUGCUACUAUGAUGAGGAGACGGCCUUCGUCAUGCUCAUCCGCAUGUUUGAGCUUAGGGGACUGGAGAAGCUAUAUCAGGCGGGAUUUGGUGGCCUGAUGAGUGCUUUGGAGGAGUUUGAAAAUGGGUGGAUUAGAGGUGGGGCGGUUUCGAGGAAAUUGAACCACUUGGGCAUUGGUCCUACGACCUAUGGCACACGAUGGUACCUGACCCUAUUCAACUACAGCAUGCCGUUCCCAGCACAGCUUCGUGUCUGGGAUGUGUUCAUGCUUCUGGGAGACCCAGAUGUAAUCUCCGAAUCGAAAUCGGUAUCCUCGCCACUCGGAACAGCACCUCCAGCUGCGCCCGGAGGAGAAAGUGCAAUCUCGGCGGACGAAGGGUUUGGAGGAACGCUAGACAUCUUACAUGCGACGAGCGCGGCGCUAAUUGACUCGAUGAAGGACAUUAUUGUCCGCAGUGAUUUCGAGGGCGCCAUGAAGGUUCUGACUAGCUGGAUUCCGGUUAAGGACGAGGAGUUGCUCAUGAAGGUAGCAAAGUCGGAGUGGAAGAUGAGGAAGAGACGACGUGGCGGGGGAGGAGGGGCCGCUGGUGGGGCUCAUCAUCAUCAUCCGGGAAGGGCCAGUCUUGGAACAUAG
Messenger RNA from Morchella importuna, 2313 nucleotides. RefSeq lists its product as uncharacterized. The transcript has 5 exons. Lineage: Eukaryota; Fungi; Ascomycota; Pezizomycetes; Pezizales; Morchellaceae. The coding region runs from base 1 to 2313 and encodes 770 amino acids. The record is from RefSeq and is a predicted model, not a curated record.